AUGGCGGAUUUCCUGCCGUCCCGCUCCGUUUUAUCUGUAUGUUUUCCUAACUGUCUCCUCACAAGCGGCGAGGCAGAACAGAUGAGAAAGUCUAAAGAGAUAGAUAAAUGUAUUAACCGGGAUAAGACGUAUGUAAAAAGGUUAGUAAAGAUCCUGUUGCUCGGAGCAGGCGAGAGCGGCAAGUCCACUUUCCUCAAGCAGAUGCGCAUUAUCCAUGGGCAGGACUUCGAUCAGAAGGCCAAAGAAGAAUUCAGAGCCACGAUUUAUAGUAAUGUUAUAAAAGGUAUUCGGGUGUUGGUGGACGCUCGAGAGAAGCUACACAUCCCGUGGGGCGACCCGUCCAACCAGCUGCACGGCGACACCAUGAUGGCGUUCGACACCCGCUCCAUGAUGGCCCACGGUCACGGCAUGGUGGAGUCCAAGGUCUUUCAGCACUACCUGCCUUCCAUCCGAGCCCUGUGGGCCGACCAGGGCCUCCAGAACGCCUACGACCGUCGCCGAGAGUUCCAGCUGGGGGAGUCAGUCAAGUAUUUCCUGGACAAUUUGAAAAGCUCGGAUUAUCCUAACUACCUCCCCAGCCAACAGGACAUCCUCCUGGCCAGAAAACCCACCAAGGGCAUCCACGAGUACGACUUUGAGAUCAAGAACGUUCCUUUCAAGAUGGUGGACGUGGGCGGCCAGCGCUCAGAGAGGCGGCGCUGGUUCGAAUGCUUCGACUCGGUCACUUCCAUCCUCUUCCUCGUCUCCUCGUCCGAAUACGACCAGGUGCUGAUGGAGGACCGGCAGACCAACCGGCUGAGCGAGUCCCUCAACAUCUUCGAAACCAUCGUCAACAACCGGGUGUUCAGCAACGUCUCCAUCAUCCUGUUCCUGAACAAGACGGACCUGCUGGAGGAGAAGGUGAAGCAGGUGUCCAUCAAAGACUACUUCCCCGAGUUCUCGGGCGAGCCCACGAGCCUGGCGGACGUCCAGCGCUUCCUGGUGGAUUGCUUCCGCAAGAAGCGGCGCGAGCAGCAGCAGAAGCCGCUGUACCACCACUUCACCACCGCCAUCAACACUGAGAACAUCCGGCUGGUGUUCCGUGACGUCAAGGACACCAUCCUGCACGACAACCUCAAGCAGCUCAUGCUGCAGUGAGGAAGAGGAGGAGGAGGAAGAGGAGGGGAGGAGAAAGAGGAGGGGAGGGGUGAGUGGUUGGGUGGAGGCUGACAGAAAGUGGGUGUCAAGGUGCCUUUUUUUUUUUUUUUUUUGUCCUUACCCCAGCCAA
Messenger RNA from Scomber japonicus (chub mackerel), 1267 nucleotides. It is a transcript of the gene gna13b, whose product is annotated as guanine nucleotide binding protein (G protein), alpha 13b. The record is from RefSeq and is a predicted model, not a curated record. The transcript has 6 exons. Gene Ontology annotation, biological process: adenylate cyclase-activating G protein-coupled receptor signaling pathway; Rho protein signal transduction. NCBI's taxonomy places the organism in Eukaryota, Metazoa, Chordata, Actinopteri, Scombriformes, Scombridae. Gene Ontology annotation, cellular component: heterotrimeric G-protein complex; brush border membrane. Gene Ontology annotation, molecular function: guanyl nucleotide binding; GTPase activity; G-protein beta/gamma-subunit complex binding. The coding region runs from base 1 to 1137 and encodes 378 amino acids.